CGUAAUUCGGAGCCCAUCAUCACCGGAGGUCACUUACGAAGGUCACUUGGGCAGCCGAUGCCCAGCCAGCAUGCCAAUCCUGAUUUUUGGGGUUGCCAUGCAACCACCCUUUUUCCCGUCGAAUAGUGUUGGCCUACCCUGUAUAUCAUGAUAUUGGCCUGAUUGAUUCAUGCGUGUCAUGAUGUAGGUCGUUAGCUAUCAUCAUAGGCUAUAUAGGCCGAGCCGAUCCAGGGGAUGUUUUCCUGUCAUUUGGAAGUAACUAGGCCUAUAUGCCAAUAUGUUAAUGAUGUAUAGGCCUACCUACAUAGGCCUACAUGACUAUGACUGGGAAUCUUAUGAUGACGACUAGACUGCUUCUUCAAUCAGGAAUUUGAUGCAGUGAGUUCUUCUUUAGACAACUUUUACCAAGGAAACAUUUGGGUAUCAGGCAUCAGGAUGAUGCUACAGAAGACAAUAGGUGUGAUGUCAGGUGUGAGGGGAAGACGUCUUGUCUCACCACUUUGCCUGAGUUUGUGGACUCGAAAACAAGUCUGUCCUCGGCGUUUCUUCUGGCAAAAUGGAUUAGUGAUUGCUUCAGGACGAAGACUUUUAUGCAAAACUGGCUCUGAAGUACAUUUUCUAAAAGAGGAGUCUACUUCUUGCAACAGUAGCAAGAUACACAUGAUCCAGGGAAAUGAAUCAGAAUCUCUGUCCACUGUUUCAGUUCAAUGCACUGUUCAGAAGGGAUGUUACCCAAUCCACAGUGUGCCAAAAGAAGGCUUUCGGAAAGUGACAGAGUCGCAACUCAGCUUCCAUAGACAUUUCUGUCAGAAGGCAAGUCCUUCAGACAAACUUGAAAGAAGGCAAAAAUCGCUUGAUAUUCCAACACCCCCGGAAUCUGAUUAUCAUUAUGAUGAGGACAUGUCUUUCUUUCAUAUAAAUGGUUACAAUGUGUAUCCAUGGUCCAUUUCGGGACUGGGGACAUCGGUGAUUGUGAACAGAGACAACAUGACCGUGGCAUUUGAUAUAGGCUAUGCAAGCAGGGAGGCCUUCUGCUCCCAGUAUGUCUUCAUCAGCCAUGGACAUACAGACCACACCAUGGGACUAACCAGCCAUGCUUCAAAACGUGAGAUGAACGGCAUGGUUCCUGCGACAUAUUAUGUGCCAGAUCAUCUAAUGCAACCACUCACCACCAUAGUGAAACAGUUCUCAUUGAUGGAGGGAGGAGCAUCAUUGAGGAGUAUCGAUAUUCGGUCGUGUAGUCCUGGUCAAACUAUCAAGCUACCAUGGGAUCGAUUUGCAAUCCCAUUCCCCACGUAUCACCGCGUCCCCAGUCAAGGCUACAUCGUCUACCAUGAGAAGAAGCAGCUGAAACAUGAAUAUGAGGAUAUGAUGAGUUACGAGCGAGUCCUGAUGAAAAAGAAGGGAGUAGAAUUGUAUGACACCCAUGUUGAGCCAGAAAUUGCGUAUACAGGGGACACAACUUUCGAUGUGUUCUUGAACCCGCCUACCCCCGAUCUCCUCAAUGUCAAACUCCUGAUCACGGAAUGUACUUUCGUGGAUGAAGACGCAGACAGACGUGGACGAUCAAGCAUUGCAAAAGCUGAAUCAGUGGGACAUAUACACCUGAAGCAAUUCUGUGAACAUGCGCAUUUGUUUGAUAAUGUCGAGGGCAUCCUCUUGAUUCACUUCUCUGAUAAGUAUACGGUACAAUACAUCAGGGACAGGGUGUUUGAACUGGUACCAGAGUCUCUUAGGAAUAAGAUCUACUUAGGUCUGACAGCUCAGGAGCUUUACCUAGGAUUAGGUGUCCAGGAGGACAGUUAAACAGAGGAUAUUGGCAAGGACAUAAUCCUACUGCAGGGUCUUCGGUGUAUUCUACAAUCUGGCAUCAGUUAGCUAUGCAUUCUCCUUCAGGGCUGAAUGAAAAGGUUAGGUUGGUGUUUGUGCCCUGCUAUCGGCCCUUUUGGUUGAUUUAGGCUUUUUACUGCGAAAGCAUUGUUUUGGUGACUGUCUCCGUGUAUGAUAGGAAUUAGAUAAGGGCAUCCAAGCAACCCGUGAUGUUUUCUUACUGGAAGUCUUCCAUAACAAUUGUUUCUUUUAGAAAAGUAUUUUUGGGAAUUUUUAAAAAUGGUAGCUAUAUACUUGUGUACAUGUAUGUGUGAGAUAACUGGUAGUUUGGAAAAUAUUGAAGAAUUUUUCCUUCUUUUCAAUACUGACAUCAACAGUAUGAUUGGCUUUGUUAAAUGCAUACAAUAAAAUGUUGAA
This is a messenger RNA of Lineus longissimus, 2247 nucleotides long. RefSeq lists its product as uncharacterized. The transcript has 5 exons. The coding region runs from base 436 to 1806 and encodes 456 amino acids. The record is from RefSeq and is a predicted model, not a curated record. NCBI's taxonomy places the organism in Eukaryota, Metazoa, Nemertea, Pilidiophora, Heteronemertea, Lineidae.